Molecule: messenger RNA, 423 nt
Organism: Adineta steineri
Lineage: Eukaryota; Metazoa; Rotifera; Eurotatoria; Adinetida; Adinetidae
Source: the annotation of a GenBank genome assembly
AUGUCACAACGUCAUUAUUCAAGCAGUUCAGCACCAACAAUGCCGGCGUAUACUGGAAGUCAACCAACUAUAACUGGUACUAUAAAUCCUCAAAGCGCCACUACUCAUUUGACUGGUAAUACAAACUCAACAUCUAGCCAAUUGAGUCAGCCAUAUUAUGACAACGCUCGUUAUGUAACCCAUGGGUCUACAUAUAAUAACAACACUAGUUCUGCAACUACUGGUUACGGAGCUACUGGUUCUGCAACUACUGGUUAUGGAACCACUGGUUAUGGAACAACUGGUUAUGGAGCUACUGGCUCUGCAACUACUGGUUAUGGAACCACUGGUUAUGGAGCUACUGGUUACGGAACCACUGGUUAUGGAACUACUGGUCAUGGAACUACUGGUUCUACAUAUAAUUACCAUCAUAGACGUCACUGA